AUGGAUCAAGGUACGAUUCGUAGCACGCGCUCCAAACCAACGGAUUCGUCAGCAUGUUCAGGACGAACGAGCCAAAACCAGAUGACGGCCAUGCUCGUCUUGUCCACCAACACUUGCUGUUCGUCCUAUGCUGGUGGCGCCAGAUAUUGUUCACCGCAAUCACCUCUAAUGCAGCGAAACGCGGUUGUCCAUCAGGGUAAACGCAUUCCCAUGGAAGGUAGGGAACAGGACUUUUGGACACGAGGGCUACAACAGCUGAGAGCAGUGGCCAAACGAGAGCAAAGACGACCCAGUAGCAAAGUAGACGGCACAAGACUACGUCCGACCACCGGAGCCUGCAGGGCAACUGGCGUUGAUAUCCUGGCUUAA
This is a messenger RNA of Phytophthora infestans T30-4, 369 nucleotides long. RefSeq lists its product as uncharacterized. NCBI's taxonomy places the organism in Eukaryota, Oomycota, Peronosporomycetes, Peronosporales, Peronosporaceae. The record is from RefSeq and is a predicted model, not a curated record. The transcript is spliced from 2 exons. The coding region runs from base 1 to 369 and encodes 122 amino acids.